ACGUCACCACGUGCGCCGCGUCAGCUGCUUCCUGUUGUGAUGUGGAGUUAGAAACUAACUCGUCGUAGUCUCGUCGUUUCUGCGGAGAAGAAGCUCCGUCGGUCCGUCGGUGAUCAGGGAUCAUUCACUCCGCCCCGACCGGCACCGACACGGUGACGCUCCGGUCAACUGCUGCUGCGGGGAACAUGUCUGCGGGCUCCGGGAGCAGGAACACGAACACGGAACCGUGGGGAAGCUUCGACGACAACCUCGUCCAGGGCGGCGCCGCCGUCAUCGACAUGGAGAACAUGGACGACACGUCGGGCUCCAGCUUCGAGGACAUGGGUGAGAUGCACCAGAGGAUGAAGGAGGAGCAGGAGGUGUCAGAGGAGGCGGCCGCCACUGAGGACGACACCGCGGAGGACGGAGAGUUUCUGGGCAUGAAGGGGUUAAAGGGUCAGCUGGGUCGACAGGUGGCAGACGAGGUGAGUCCCGCUCAGGACAGGGGUCAGAGGUUGUCCCUCAGAUCAGUAGUAACGGGAAGGUGUUCUGUCCAGGUGUGGCAGGCGGGGAAGCGUCAGGCCUCCAGAGCCUUCAACCUUUAUGCCAACAUCGACAUCCUGAGGCCGUAUUUUGACGUGGAGCCGGCCCAGGUCCGCAGCAGGCUGAUCGAAUCCAUGAUACCUGUCCGCAUGGUCAACUUCCCUCAGAAGAUCGCAGGUGAGCUGUAUGGUCCUCUGAUGCUGGUCUUCACUCUCGUGGCCAUACUGCUGCACGGGAUGAAGACUUCAGGAACCGUCAUUGGGGGGGGCACUCUGAUGGGAACCGCUAUAGGAACAUGUUUCGGUUACUGGCUCGGAGUUUCCUCCUUCAUCUACUUCCUGGGUUAUCUGGUCAACGCUCAGAUAACCAUGCUGCAGACGCUGUCCCUGCUGGGUUACGGUUUGUUUGGUCACUGCGCCGUCCUCUUCAUCACCUACAACAUCCACUUCCACUUCCUGUUCUACGUCCUAUGGCUGCUGGUCGGAGGACUGUCCACUCUGCGUAUGGUGGCGGCUCUGUUGUCCCGUACGGUGGGUCAGACGCCUCGUCUGCUGCUCUGUGGGACUCUGUCGUUGCUGCACAUGCUCUUCCUACUCUACCUGCACUUCAACUACCACAAGAUCGUGGAAGGGCUGCUUGACUCUCUGGAAGGACCAAACAUGGCUCCCAUGCAGCGAGUGGCCAGAGACGUGCCCGAGCUGACCAUCAACGCCACAGUGAGGGUCCUGGGUGCUUCGCUGAGGGCCUGAGGGGCCCACUGAGAGGCUCCACUGAGGGGGAUACAGAUCAGCCUCUGUUUUCUGUUUGUUUUAUUUAAAGUUUCUGUAAAAAAAGUCAAAUAAACUUCAUAAUUUACAUGUUUA
This is a messenger RNA of Scophthalmus maximus (turbot), 1385 nucleotides long. It is a transcript of the gene yipf3, whose product is annotated as Yip1 domain family, member 3. The record is from RefSeq and is a predicted model, not a curated record. The coding region runs from base 186 to 1271 and encodes 361 amino acids. Lineage: Eukaryota; Metazoa; Chordata; Actinopteri; Pleuronectiformes; Scophthalmidae. The transcript is spliced from 8 exons. Gene Ontology annotation, cellular component: Golgi apparatus.